UCGGAGCUCGACGUUACUCCACGAUUCGUGAUCGGUCUUCAGCAUCUAGUCCUUGCUGAACUCUUGUCUCGUGUACAUCUACGUCCGAUUAAUCGACAAAUUUGAAUUCAAUAAGUCAAAAUGGCGUUGAACAAAGCCACUAUUAUCAAGAUCUUGGAAUUGGUACUAGUGUGUGUCCUCAUAGGAAUGCACUAUCACUCUUUUACCGAUGCAGGUAUAAACAGUGCGAUGAUCACGAUGGGUACCUUUGGAGGAUACUUAAUUAUCCUGGCGGGUAUAGUCAUUGGAAUUAUCCUUGGAACUGCCAUAGAUCGUCGUUUGGACAUGUUCUUUUCUGUGGUUGGUCUGGUCCUGUUCGUUAUCUCCGGUGCCUUAAUCCUCGACCACUUCACAAAUUCGGUCUACCAUGGCUCGUUCCGCAAUACCGGUAUCGCCAAAGGAUGUAUCAGUCUCGUCGAGGGAGUCUUGUUCCUUUUGGAUGCAGUAUUUUCGUUCCGAGGGAAUGCCUAAAAUACAGAAUAGUCAUUAAGUAAUAUCAGGGACCACGUAAUCAUCGAUUCUUAAGAAUUCAAUUACACCUCGUGAUACGACACGAACGAAAAUUUCAUCGAUAAACUGUUGCCAAAGAUCGAAUCGAUUUGGUUCUCACGAAAAAAUCUUUAAAACUUUUCUUAAAAACGAAGAAAAAA
Eufriesea mexicana is the source of this 689-nucleotide messenger RNA. RefSeq lists its product as uncharacterized. Gene Ontology annotation, cellular component: plasma membrane. Lineage: Eukaryota; Metazoa; Arthropoda; Insecta; Hymenoptera; Apidae. The record is from RefSeq and is a predicted model, not a curated record. Bases 121 to 510 code for a protein of 129 amino acids. The transcript is spliced from 4 exons. Gene Ontology annotation, biological process: septate junction assembly.